AUGGAGGAAGGUAUUCUUCCUCCGAGCACGAAUCUCGAUGCACCACCCGAUGCCUUCAUGGAUAUGGACUACAUGGAUGAACUCUUACUAGAAGGGUGUUGGCUCGAAACAAACGGAUCCGAGUUCUCGCAAUUCAAUCCCUCGACCCCCAUCUCCCCUUUCGAGCCCUCAUUCCCGUGGCCCGCCCUUGAAUCCAAUGAAGGCCCGUCUAAAGUUGACCAACAAGAAGAAGACAGGCAAACGUCAUCUUUUCCCGAAAAUCUAUCCAUCAGCCAAUAUCCUUCAGAGAAUGCUCCUAAUCUCAUCCCCCGGCUCGAAAAUGGUUUGGUCGAGGCCCGAAAGUAUUGGAUUGGGCCUAGGCCGUCAAUCACGGUGGUGGACCGGUUGAUUCAAGCUCUGGGCCACAUAAAGGAGCGGUCGAGGGACAAGGACAUGCUCAUACAGGUGUGGGUCCCGAUUACCCGAGAUGGGAAGCGUGUGCUUACCACGUACAACCAACCGUUCUCCCUCGAUCUAAACUGCCCGCCGAGGCUGGCUCACUACAGGGACAUAUCCGUCAAUUUCCAGUUUGUUGCUGACGAGGAUUCUAAGGAGGUUGUGGGGCUGCCCGGAAGGGUUUUCAUGAACAGGGCACCCGAGUGGACGCCAGAUGUCCGUUUCUUCACGUGCGACGAGUACCCGAGGGUCGGGCACGCGCAGCGAUUUGACGUGCGGGGCACGCUUGCUGUGCCGGUGCUGGAGGAGGGGAGCCGGAAUUGUUUGGGUGUAAUCGAGGUUGUCUUGACCAAGCAGAAGAUACAGUAUAGGCCGGAGCUUGAGAGUGUCUGUGAAGCUCUUGAGGCUGUUAAUCUCAAGAGUGCUAACGUUACAAAUACGAAGAACCUCAAGGCAACCGAUUUACCUUACCAACCCGCACUGCUCGAAAUCCUAGACGUCCUGAGAUCCGCAUGCGAAAUCCACGGCCUCCCGCUUGCCCAAACAUGGGUCCCGUGUUCUUCCGGGGGCCAAGGCGUGUGCUGGUGCUGCCCGGACGGGGGCUCGAAUAACUGCAUCUCUCCUGUGGAGCCCGCCUGCCACGUGGCGGACCCACACGUGCGGGGCUUCCACGAGGCGUGUGCCGAGCACCACCUGUUGAGGGGCCAGGGUAUCGUCGGCAAAGCCUUUUGUACAAACCAGCCGUGCUUCGUGCCUGACGUGUCUGCCUGUAGCAAAACCGAGUACCCGCUGUCCCACCAUGCACGCAUGUUCGGGCUCCGGGCGGCUGUCGCCAUACGCCUGAGGAGCGUCUUGACCGGCCCUGCUGAUUUUGUCCUUGAGUUCUUCCUGCCCAUGGGCUGUGUGGCCCACGAGGACCAGAAGAAGAUGCUCAACUCCCUUUCCAACACAAUCCAAGAAGUUUGCCUGACUCUGCGUGUUGUCACGGAUGAAGAGCUUCGGGAGGAGGAGAAUUGUGCGGGAGAACGGGAUACUGGGAGUGGAAAAUCGGUGGAAGGAUCCGGGGAGGGAUCAUUGGCCGGGUUGGGUCAGGUCGAGUCUGGUUCAAAUGUAGGAUUCGGGCUUGUCGAGAAUAAUGCGUCGACGUCUAGCGACAGGAGCUUGCUGUAUGCUAACAGAACGGGAGAAAAGAGACGGACCAAGGCGGAGAAGACUAUCACGUUGGAGGUGCUCAGGCAGCACUUUGCUGGGAGCUUGAAGGAUGCUGCAAAGAAUCUUGGUGUUUGCCCCACCACCUUGAAAAGGAUAUGCCGACAGCACGGGAUCCAACGGUGGCCGUCCCGAAAGAUCAAGAAAGUGGGCCAUUCCUUGCAGAAGAUCCAGCGCGUGAUCGACUCUGUCCACGGUGCAUCCGGCGUCGUGCAAUUCGGUUCCUUCUACUCCAACUUCCCUGAGCUCGCAUCCCCAAACACAUCCCAAACGGCCCCCAAAACCUCGGCCCACGAGCUGAGGCCCAAUGAUGGUCACCCGCCCGACCCUGAACUCCCGCCAUUUGCAUCCCAAUCCCCUUCCUCCUCCUGCAGCCAGAACUCGAGCUCAAGCCAGUGCUACUCGAGCGAGGCCCAGCCCAACUGCUACCCGCUGAUAGUUCCAUGCCCUGAAGCCCCAGCAGUCAAGGACGAGCCCUUUCAAGGCCCGAUAAACAUUUCCAGGUCCCAGAGCCACCCAUCGAUUUGUGGGCCCGAGGAGCCUGAGAUAGUCGGGGCCCGGGAAACGGGCGGUCAAAGGGUGAAAGUCAACUAUGGGGAGGACACGAUCAGGUUCCGGAUGCAGAUCGGUUGGAGCUACAAUGACUUGCUGCGGGAGAUCACGAGACGGUUUGGUGUGGGUGACGGGCCCACUGCAGGCUCGUUUCAUCUCAAGUAUUUGGAUGAUGAUGCCGAGUGGGUCCUGCUGACGUGUGACGAUGAUCUGGAGGAGUGCAUCGACGUGUGUCGCUCGUCCGGGGCCAACAUGAUCAGGCUCUCGUUCGUCCCGGUCUCGCAGUCCCAGUCAGCCGGGAGGUCGCUCGGGAUUAGAGAUCCCUUUUCAUUGUAG
Molecule: messenger RNA, 2532 nt
Organism: Striga hermonthica
Lineage: Eukaryota; Viridiplantae; Streptophyta; Magnoliopsida; Lamiales; Orobanchaceae
Source: the annotation of a GenBank genome assembly